CGUCGCGCCCCACGCUCGGCACUGAAGUCACCGUGGAGCUCCGCCACCACCGCCCCCCAACUUCCUCCUCCAGCGAGAAAUAUGGGAUGUAUAAAAUCAAAAAGGAAAGACAAUCUGAAUGACGAUGGAGUAGAUUUGAAGACUCAACCAGUUCCAGAAUCUCAGCUCUUGCCAGGACAGAGGUUUCAAACAAAAGCAUCUUUCUCUGUGGAAACUAGACAUGGAGAGUGGUGGAAAGCGAAAUCCCUUUCAACAAAGAGAGAAGGCUUCAUACCGAGCAAUUAUGUAGCCAAAGUCAACACCUUAGAGACAGAAGAGUGGUUUUUCAAGGAUAUAACCAGGAAAGAUGCUGAAAGACAGCUUCUGGCUCCAGGAAAUAGUGCCGGAGCCUUUCUCAUCAGAGAGAGUGAGACAUUGAAAGGAAGCUUCUCUCUGUCCGUCAGGGAUUCUGACCCAGUGCAGGGUGAUGUUAUUAAGCACUACAAAAUUAGAAGUCUGGACAAUGGGGGUUAUUACAUCUCUCCACGAAUCACUUUCCCUUGUAUCAGUGACAUGAUUAAGUAUUAUCAGAAGCAGUCUGAUGGCUUGUGCAGAAGAUUGGAGAAGGCGUGCAUUAGUCCCAAACCACAGAAACCAUGGGAUAAAGAUGCCUGGGAGAUUCCACGGGAGUCAAUUAAGUUGAUGAAGAGAUUGGGUGCUGGCCAGUUUGGAGAGGUCUGGAUGGGUUACUAUAAUAACAGCACUAAAGUGGCUGUGAAAACGCUGAAGCCAGGCACCAUGUCAGUGCAAGCCUUCAUGGAGGAAGCGAACCUCAUGAAGACACUGCAGCAUGACAAGUUGGUGCGGCUCUACGCUGUGGUCACCAAGGAGGAGCCCAUCUACAUCAUCACGGAGUAUAUGGCCAAAGGCAGUUUGCUGGACUUCCUGAAGAGCGAGGAAGGUGGCAAAAUCCUGCUUCCAAAGCUAAUUGACUUUUCUGCUCAGAUUGCAGAAGGAAUGGCAUACAUUGAGAGGAAGAGCUACAUCCACCGAGACCUCCGAGCAGCCAACGUCCUGGUAUCAGAGUCCUUGAUGUGCAAAAUCGCUGACUUUGGCCUUGCACGCGUGAUUGAGGACAAUGAGUACACGGCACGGGAAGGUGCUAAGUUCCCUAUUAAGUGGACAGCUCCAGAAGCCAUCAACUUUGGGUGUUUCACUAUUAAAUCUGAUGUGUGGUCCUUUGGAAUUCUCCUAUAUGAAAUUGUCACCUAUGGGAAAAUUCCCUACCCAGGGAGGACCAAUGCUGAUGUGAUGGCUGCCUUGUCUCAGGGCUACAGGAUGCCCCGGAUGGAGAACUGCCCAGAUGAGCUCUAUGACAUCAUGAAGAUGUGCUGGAAAGAGAAGGCAGAAGAGAGACCCACGUUUGAUUAUUUACAGAGUGUCCUGGAUGACUUCUACACUGCAACAGAAGGGCAAUAUCAGCAGCAGCCUUAG
This is a messenger RNA of Orycteropus afer afer, 1473 nucleotides long. The record is from RefSeq and is a predicted model, not a curated record. NCBI's taxonomy places the organism in Eukaryota, Metazoa, Chordata, Mammalia, Tubulidentata, Orycteropodidae.